Messenger RNA from Prorocentrum cordatum, 627 nucleotides. The record is from the annotation of a GenBank genome assembly. NCBI's taxonomy places the organism in Eukaryota, Dinophyceae, Prorocentrales, Prorocentraceae.
GAGGAGCGGAGUCUGCGGCUGCACAAGCUGCCAGGCGAGGUCCUCGGGGCGGGCCUGGGGAACACGGACAAGGGCGCGGUCAUCUUCAACAUCCAGAAGAACGGGCUCCUGGACGGCUGGAACAGGGCCCAGGAGCUCGAGCCCCUGCGCCCGGGGACCAUCAUCACGGAGGUGAAUGGAGUCACGGGGUACUGGGACAUCCUCGAGGCGCUGCGGAGGCCUGGCGUGCUGGACAUCAAGGUCACCGUCAAGCCCCCGGCGUAUGCGGGGCCCGACUGGUUCCAGGACGACGGACAUCGCAGAGAUUGGCAAGAGGCUCGAGGCCAACAAAAACAAGAGCUCGUUCAUGCUCAGGCUGUCGAGAAAGAGCCAGUUCUCGAGCCUCCCGAGGGCGAGAGCCGCAGACUGCGACGUCGACCAGUGUGCGAUCUGCAUGGACGGCGUCGCCCCCGACGAGCAGCUGGCGCAGCUGCCCUGCGGUCACGCCUUCCAUGCGGGGUCUGGCGGAUGUGCGUGGCGCGGUGGUUGACAGGCAAGUGUCGGUGCUGCCCCCUCUGUUGCCGGAAGGUUGUGUGCUCGCCCAGUGGCGGCAACGUCACUGCCGACGCCGAGGAGCUGGACCGCUGA